AUGCGCACUCUCACGCACCCUCUCACGCACCCUCUCACGCGCUCUCUCAAGCGCUCUCUCACGCGCUCCCUCACCACGCGGCCUCUCAUGCGCUUCCUCACCUGCCCUCUCACGCGGCCUCUCACGCGCUCCCUCACCUGCCCUCUCACGCAGCCUCUCAUGCGCACUCUCACGCGCACACGCACUGUCACACUCUCUCACGCGCACUCUCACGUGCUCUCUCACACGCACUCUCUCGCACACUCUCACGCGCACUUUCACACGGACUCUCACGCACUCUCUCACGCGCUCCCUCACGCGCUCUCUCACGCGCACUCUCACACGCACUCUCACGCCCUAUCUCACUCACUCCCUCACGCGUCUCUCGCGCGCUCACUCGCGCGCACUCUCACGCGCUCACUCGCGCGCACUCUCACGUGCCCUCUCACGCACCCUCUCACGCGCUCUCUCAUGCGCUCUCUCACGCGCUCCCUCCCCUGCCCUCUCAUGCGCUUCCUCACCUGCCCUCUCACGCGCUCUCUCACGCGCACUCUCACGCGCACACUCACUGUCACACACUCUCUCGCUCGCUCACUCACGCGCAUUCUCACGCGCUCAUUCACACGCACUCUCACGCGCCCUCUCACGCGCUCGCUCAAGCGCUCUCUCACGCUCUCCCUCACCAUGCGGCCUCAUGCGCUUCCUCCCCUGCCCUCUCACGCGCUCUCUCACGCGCUCCCCCACCUGCCCUACAUUUGGCACGGCGCCAUCGCGCCAGCACCAUCGCGCAAGGCGCCAGCGUGCACGGCGCCAGCGCGCACGGCGCCAGCGCGCACGGCGCCAUCGCGCACGGCGCCAGCGCGCACGGCGCCAUCGCGCACGGCGCCAGCGCGCAAGGCGCCAGCGCGCAAGGCGCCAGCGUGCACAGCGCCAGCGUGCACGGCGCCAGCGCGCAAGGUGCCAGCGCGCAAGGCGCCAGCGCGCACGGCGCCAGCGCGCAUAGGCGCCAGCGCGCAAGGAGCCAGCGCGUUAGGAGCCAGCGCGCACGGCGCCAGCUCGCACGGCGCCAGCGCGCACGGCGCCAGCGCGUACGGCGCCAUCGCGCAAGGCGCCAGCGCAUUAGGCGCCAGCGCGUUAGGCGCCAGCACGCAAGGCGCCAGCACGCACGGCGCCAGCGCAUUAGGCGCCAGCGUGUUAGGCGCGAGCGCGUUAGGCGACAGCGCGCACGGCGCCAGCCCGCACGGCGCCAGCGCGCACGGCGCCAUCGCGCACGGCGCCAGCGGGCAAGGCGCCAGCGUGCACGGCGCCAGCGCGCACUGCGCCAGCGCCCAAACAGCCACUCGCGCUCCUGCAGCUGCAGUCAGUGGCGACGGCGGGAUGAGCGGGGGAGGCGACGGUGGGAUGGGAGGGGGGGGGGGCAACGGCAGGCUAAGAGGGAUACGACAGCAGGCUACGAGGGAGGCGAUGGCGGGACAGGAGGGAGAAGGUGGGGUGGCAGAAGGAGGCAACGGCGGGUUCCGCACUAUCUUCGCAUCGGGGGAGAAGCCUCAGCAGCAGCAGCAGCAGCAGCAGCAGCAGUCGCAGGAUGAGAAGCAGAUGGUGCAGCACGAGGCGAUGCCCAUGGCAACAGAGAGGAGGGGACAGAGGGACCUAUCAUCCCGUGCCGUUGCUCCACUUGGAGCCUUUUCAGACCUAUUCGACCCGUUAUUCCCGACGAACCGCUCGCUGACGCAGCUGCUCGACUCCGUGGAUCGCAUGUUCGACGACGCGCUCCUGCCUCCCAUGCCGCGCUUCCCCUCUCUCUUCCGCGCCAUCUCGCCGCUCGCCACCAGCAGCGCUGCCACGCGCCCGGGUGUGGCGGUGAGGACGCCGUGGGACGUGCGCGAGACGGACGACGCCUUCCACAUGCGCCUCGACAUGCCCGGUCUGUCCAAAGAGGAGGUGUCGGUGAAGCUGGAGAAUGGCAAUCUGGUGAUUCGCGGAGAGCACAAGGCGGAGGAGAAGGGCCGCGGGGAGGAGGGAGAGGGACUCUGGGAUGCGCGCAUCGCUAAGUCAUACCAGACCACUCUGGCUCUUCCAGACAACGUUCUGACGGAUCAGAUCAAGGCGGAGAUGAAGAACGGCGUGCUCACCGUCACCAUGGCCAAGGAAACUCCGCCAGAGGCUGGCCCCUCGGCCGUAGAGAUCCCAGUUGCUUGA
Molecule: messenger RNA, 2178 nt
Organism: Closterium sp. NIES-65
Lineage: Eukaryota; Viridiplantae; Streptophyta; Zygnematophyceae; Desmidiales; Closteriaceae
Source: the annotation of a GenBank genome assembly